Messenger RNA from Poeciliopsis prolifica (blackstripe livebearer), 4309 nucleotides. Its product is annotated as potassium voltage-gated channel subfamily A member 1. The transcript has 3 exons. Bases 245 to 1972 code for a protein of 575 amino acids. Lineage: Eukaryota; Metazoa; Chordata; Actinopteri; Cyprinodontiformes; Poeciliidae. The record is from RefSeq and is a predicted model, not a curated record. Gene Ontology annotation, biological process: potassium ion transmembrane transport; protein homooligomerization. Gene Ontology annotation, molecular function: delayed rectifier potassium channel activity; protein binding. Gene Ontology annotation, cellular component: membrane; voltage-gated potassium channel complex.
CCGCCCAGGAACAUUUAUCCAGCCAACUGUCUCAUCCGGGUCUUCUUCCUACUCUGGGUUUACUGUUGACUUUCUUCUGCACUUCUUGGAGCGGCAGCAGCAACACAUGCCUGCCUGCGUCGCGGAGCCGCGGCUGUGAUUCAGAGCGCAGCUGUCUCCAUCACCGGCUCAGCGGGAGGAUGUCCGCCCCGCCGCUCAACAAGUCCCCGCUGUUUUUCCCCCGUUAAUCGUUGAUGGCGGCGGAAUGGAGAUAGCCUUGGUGAGUUUUGAGAACGGCGGCGCUAAGGGGAGCGGCGGCGGCGGAGGAGGCGGCGGCAAUGCCGAAGAGAGCUGCCGGAACGCACUGGAGGUCCCUCAGCCGGGGUUUGUUCAAAGUGGACUGAGAGAGGAGUUCGGUAAGGAGCUGAACACCCGGGGGAGUCCCCAGCAGCAGCAGCAGCAACAGCAGCAGCAGCAGCGCAGCCCCUGGAAGAUCAACGACAUGAACAACACUCUGAGCUGCAGCGAGAACGCCAUGGAUGCGCUUUUACGCGCGGACCACAGUCCCCACCUGUUCGACGAGGACAUGCUGGACAUGGACAUGGACACCGAGAGCAACGAGAGGGUCCUCAUCAACAUCGCGGGGCUUCGAUAUGAAACCCAGCUGGGCACCCUCAACCAAUUCCCGGACACUUUGCUGGGAGACCCGGCCAAGAGGAUCAAGUACUUCGACCCGCUCCGGAACGAGUACUUCUUCGACCGCAACAGACCCAGCUUCGACGGGAUCCUCUACUUCUACCAGUCCGGGGGGAAGAUCCGCAGACCCGUGAACGUCUCCAUCGAUGUGUUUGCGGAUGAGAUCCGGUUCUACCAGCUGGGAGAAGAGGCCAUGGAGAGGUUCCGAGAGGAUGAAGGGUUCAUCAAGGAGGAGGAGAAGCCGCUGCCGCAGAACGAGUUCCAGAAGCAGGUCUGGCUCAUCUUCGAGUACCCGGAGAGCUCCAGCCCGGCGCGGGGCAUUGCCAUCGUGUCCGUGAUCGUUAUCACCAUCUCCAUCAUCACCUUCUGCCUGGAGACGCUGCCGGAGUUCCGGGACGAGCGGGAGCUGGCGGUCAGCAGCCGGCUGGACAACAGCACCGCGCCCCGGCCGUCCCUCACCUUCACCGACCCGUUCUUCAUCAUCGAGACCACCUGCGUCAUCUGGUUCACCUUCGAGCUGAUCGUGCGCUUCUUCGCCUGCCCGAGCAAGUCCGAGUUCUCUAAGACCAUCAUGAACAUCAUCGACAUCAUGUCCAUCAUGCCUUACUUUAUCACGGUGGGCACGGAGCUGGCGGAGCAGCAGGGCCAGGAGCACCAGAACGGCCAGCAGGCCAUGUCGCUGGCCAUCCUGAGGGUCAUCCGCCUGGUCCGGGUCUUCCGGAUCUUCAAACUCUCGCGGCACUCUAAGGGGCUGCAGAUCCUGGGUCAAACCCUCAAAGCCAGCAUGCGGGAGCUGGGUCUGCUCAUCUUCUUCCUCUUCAUCGGGGUCAUCCUCUUCUCCAGCGCCGUGUACUUUGCGGAGGCCGACGAACCCGAGUCCCAUUUCUCCAGCAUCCCGGACGCCUUCUGGUGGGCCGUGGUCACUAUGACGACAGUGGGCUACGGCGACAUGCGGCCGGUGACGGUCGGGGGGAAGAUCGUGGGCUCCCUGUGCGCCAUCGCCGGCGUCCUGACCAUCGCGCUGCCGGUUCCGGUCAUUGUCUCCAACUUCAACUACUUCUACCACCGAGAGACGGACCAGGACCAGUCCAGCCUGAAGGACGAGCCCAGCGGGGGGCCGGAGAGCCCAGAGGUGAAGCGCAAAGGCAGCAGGACGUCGGUGAAGUCUCAGGAUGUGGAGAAGAACGAGUCCGACGGCGCUUCGGUGGAGAAGGCGAACAUUAAAGCCAACAGCAGCAUGGACUUCAAGAAAUCCCUUUACGCGUUUUGUCUAGACACGCGGGAGACGGACCUGUAGCCCCGCCGGGUCCGGGCUCCUUCUGACUCAUGAACUCGGUUCUGACUAAAACUUUCCUCUCACAUCCAUCAGUGCAUGCAUGCAGCAGAGCGGCCCUUUAAACCUGCAGGAAAACAUGAACUCUGCGGGCUGCAGGAUGAAUUAGUGGAAAUGGGACAUCAGGCCUCAGCAGAGGAUAAUCAGGGACAAUCAGGACUCGGGAUAAUUACUGAACAUGCCGGAGGAUUAACCACACUCUGUGUACAUAAUGUAGGAAGAGAGAGGGGGGAAUACUUUAUCACAUCCUACACUUAGUCCUGGUGUUUACAUCAAGCAGAUGUGUAUAUAUUCCCCACGUCAGGCUGGAGCUUUUUGGAUUUGGUGUUAAUUUCUUCUCUUUUUUGGAAAGAUAAAGUCUAUUUUUGAGAUGCAGACACUCAGGUUUUAUGGAAGAGCUGAAAUAAUUUUUUUCUAACGGAGAGUGGACCUCAGCCUUGUUGUUUUUGUCCGAUUUGUUUAAAUUAAAGAACUUUUUAUUUGCGAGGGAGGGAAAACGGACAGAAAACAAAGAACAGGAGCCAAGAAGAGACGACAGAGCAGAAAGGACGUGGAGAAAUCAACUCUGAAACCAGCUCAUUAGCCUCGCUGCACGACUUCACGACGCUGCUGCAGAGCCAAAGUGACGGCUGCAAACGAGCCUCUGGCGAAACGCUUAUCGUCCGAGUCAGAGGAUGGGGGGGGGAGCGGGGUCAAGGUCGCGAAGGCCUGCAUGCAAACUCAGCUGUUUCAGGUGUUGGGAAGCCGUCGCCGUGGCAACAAGGGAUAAGGUGGAAGCAGAAUCAGAAAACGUGUCCUCCUCUGUGAGCUGACAGCCAAAAACAACAAAACAAAGCAAGACGAGCCCUCCAGAGAGUCGAAGCCCUGCCCUCCGACCAUCAGGAGUCAAUCGGACCGCAGGAACAGAACCAUCUGCUGCGCUUCCAGUCAGCAUCAACAUUCCUGUUCUUGGAACUCUGUGCCUUCAACCAAAACUCAUCCUGUGUUUUUGGGUUUUUACUCUUCCCUUGGAGCAGCUUUCGGAUGAUUUUAUUUUUCUUCCUGACGGAUGAAGGAGGGCCUGGGAAUGGAGCUGCUGUCUGUCUGUGGAAACGAAAAAAAAAAAUCAAACACAUCCAGGAUUUUCAUCUUUGGAUCGUUUUAAUGUGUUUCUUUUUUCUACAGAUCGUGUCAGUGAUUUACUUCCUAUUGAAGGAAAUCCCUCGCUGUGCAAUAUAAGUCCAUAUUUCUGUGAAGUUGUCAUGUGGAUGUAGAAGCUGAACAAACAUUUUGGUUUAUUUUUGUAAUAAUGUUUUUCUGAUUUCUAUUUUUCUAAAACAAUGUGAAACAGAUGAAGGGGAAAAAAUAAGAACAUUUUGAAGGAGAACGGGUGUUUGGAUGUUGUUUUUUCUCUGAUACUUCCCCUUCCAAAGCCAUCAGAGACGAUGCAUUCAGGGUCACACAGUCUGGGACGGACACAUCAGCUCGUCUCAACUGGAGCUACUUUUUAGGUGAUGUCUUCUGUAAGUUCAGGCGCGUAAAUCUGAAGUGUUUAGUAUUCUCUACCUUCGUGUGGCCUGUUCUUCUUGCUGUCCUUUUGUACCUACAUAUCAAUCAGGAAAUGGGAAGUCAGAAAAAAGAACAAGUUUGUUCUCCAGAAAAGAUGAAAAACACUGAGUUCUCAAACAGAGUCUAAAGUAAAUGACAAAAAGCUUGAAGUUGAGUUUACACUGCAUUUAUUUUAAUAUUUCUUUUAGGUUUUUAACUAACUCACAAACUAACAAAAAUAUUUAAAGACACCCGUAGAAACUUCUGCCUCCUCAUGUUAUCACUUUCCUGGAACUUCCAUGUUACUUUCAUAAAUCCUGAAGGUCAUUUUCUGGAAGAGGGUGCUUUACAAAAAGUUGAAGGUUACUUUCUUUAAACCCUAGAUCUACAUUUCAAUAAUUAACAUGUUACCUUAUGAUUCUUUAAUUACUUAAGUGUUUUUAAAUUAGAAGAUACUUUUCUUCUCCAGUGCUCUCUAGUAACAUUCAAUUGCAUUUCAUCAAAAUCUACUAUCCUAAAACUUGGAUAGUUGCAAGUUACUUUUCAAUAAUAUGUAAUUUUCUUAAAGGUAACAUGUAAGUUACAGGAAAAUAUCAUGUAAGCAGCAGGUAAACAACAAAUAAAUAGUCUCAUUAAGUACAUUUUGAGUCACUGGAACAUUUACUUAAAGUCCUAGAAAGUUAAGAGGACAUAACGUGAAAUCCUGGCUGUUCCCUUUGAGAUACAGUAAAGUAAUCAACAUUCCCAUGAUAAAUAACCUAAAAAUCCCAUUAA